UCCCAUCUCCCGGAACUGUUCGCGAUAAGCACUGAUAAUGGCGUCAGUCACGGUACGUGGCUUGGCUCUCUGCACUACGUCUUUGCUAAACUUUGCGUUUGUUUUCAUAUCCGGUGCAGAUCUCAUUCGAUUUGUCUCGUUUCGAGCCAUUUACCAUAACAUCACGGGGGAGACGACACUCUGUCGAGACUCCAUACCAUGGUCGGUGGCCCUGCGGGACAGCUCUGUUCUGAGGGCUCUUGCUGUGGAUCUGGGGCUCCUGGCCCUCUUCAUCGUGCAGCACAGCCUGCUGGCCUGGCUGCCUGUCAAACAGGCCCUGCAGUCAGUGCUGGGGCCCCUCAACAGGACAGCAUACUGCUUCACCACAGCACUCGCCCUCCAGAUCUUGAUGCGGUACUGGCAGCCUGUGACUAACGCCCCCUGCCUGUGGUCAGUGCGUCAGGCACCCUGGAGUGUCUGGUUCCCCCUGCUCUGCUUCUCGCUGCACUUCCUCUGUUGGGCCAUCAUCUGCAGCAUCCUCAUGAUCUUUGAUUACCCAGAACUACUGGGCAUCAAGCAGGUGUAUUACGACUGUCUCGGAUUGGGGGACCCCCUCUCUCACAAGUCGCCCUGUGCCCAGCGCCUCCUGUCCCACCUGCGCCACCCGGUGUGCCUGGAGCUGGGUGUGGUGCUGUGGCUCUUGCCGGCCUUAUCCCUGGACAGGCUCCUGCUGGCGGGGGCUCUGUCGGCCUACCUGGCUCUGGCGCACUCUCUGGACAAACAGGAUUUAGCCUACCUGUGCGUGCAGCUCAACAGUAAGAUGCAGCUCUUUGCGCAGCCACACGGAGGCAGCGUCGACGCCACGCCCAACGAGGACACUGACGACCACAAGAAGAAGUGAAGCAGAGGUCGUCCCAGUGCUUUGAUCUGAAUCUGUCAUAAAUAAUGUUUUAAAACUGACUACAAAAGAGUUUCUAUAGGCCUCUUGAGCCUGAUGUCUGCU
This is a messenger RNA of Pundamilia nyererei, 982 nucleotides long. RefSeq names its product nurim (gene nrm). Bases 38 to 880 code for a protein of 280 amino acids. The transcript has 4 exons. Gene Ontology annotation, cellular component: nuclear membrane. Lineage: Eukaryota; Metazoa; Chordata; Actinopteri; Cichliformes; Cichlidae. The record is from RefSeq and is a predicted model, not a curated record.